UGUAGUCAAAGGAUUGCUUGUAAGUCUGCUUCAGCAAACCUUUUGAUGCCUGACCUUCCGGUACGGAUUAUAGUCAAAAUUCCUGUUUAGAAAAUGGGUCCUACAAGACGCCUUGUUACCAUCAAAAGGAGCGGGGUCGACGGCCCCCACUUUCCACUGAGCCUUCAUACCUGCUUGUUUGGAAGGGGCAUCGAGUGUGACAUUCGUAUUCAGCUUCCCGUAGUGUCCAAACAACACUGCAAAAUUGAAAUCAAUGAGCAGGAGGCAAUAUUGUUUAAUUUCAGUUCCACAAAUCCAACACAAGUAAAUGGAUCUACUUUUGAUAAACCUGUACAGCUAAAACAUGGAGAUGUGAUAACUGUUGUUGAUCGGUCUUUCAGGUAUGAAAAUGAAAGUCAUCAGAAUGGAAGCAAGUCACCUGAAUUUCCAGGACAAAGAUGGGAACAGGAGCCUUCGCGUCGGGUCUCAAGAUCUAGCUUCCCUUCCAACCCUGAUGGAAAAGUUCAAGAUUCCAUUGCCCGUUCAAAAUUCACGGAAGAAGCUGCUUCAGGAAGGCCUGCGGUGCACGGGAAGAAUGUCACAGGAGCUGGUACUGUCUCAGGUGGCUCAGGAGAUCCUGUUGCCGGGAAAACACCUAACAGCGUUCAUCCCUCAGGACUUCCUGGAGAUAAAGGCAGAAAUGCAACAGCUCCCACUGCUGGGGAUUCUCAAGAAGAUUCCGGUGUAACAUUCGGGAGCUGUAAUGGAGACUUGAAGGCUUUUUCCUCUAUAACGUGUCUUAAGGGUAGUGACCAAAAUGAGUCUCCCUUUAGGAAGCUUUAUGAGUCAAUGAAGGUGGAGUUAGAUGUGAAAUCAGGAAAAGUCAAUGUUCUACAGAAUCGCAGAAAAUCAGGAUCACAGAGUCAUUGCACAACAGAAAAAGAAAGCACUGGUGGUUUACAGAGUGAGACUCUGGUCUCACUUAAAUCCAGACCAAAAUCGGGCCAAAGCCCCCAAAUUAAGGCAGACCCUGCUUCAGGAGAACAAGGAAGUAGCCAGACUGAGGGAAAGAGGAGUGAUGAGGAGCCAUUUCAGACCCCCAAGGAGACCAGGAGUCCCAGCAUCCUCUGCACAGAGAUAGAGAUGCUGAAAUCCACGACCCCCGUACGAUAUUCACAACAAAGUCCCUCACGGAGCCGGCGGAGUGAAGACCUGAGUGUUGUCAAUGCUGGUGCAUCCCUGAACCUAGAUCAAAGUGAAGGCUCCAGGGCAGAUAAUAAAACGUUUCCUCCUCGGAAGUUCUUACCUAGAAUUCAAACGCCCAUUAAAGUUGAGAGUUUUGGAAAUACACCAGAAAAACUUUGCCCCAAAAAGAGGAAGAGGAUUCCUACAAAUGUUGACGAUCUGACAACAGAAACAGAGAUUCUGCAUCAGACAGUUUCAGCUCCACUGGUCCCUGAAGUUGAAAGGAAGAUUCAAAGCGAUUUUCUCAACAAGCCUGAGAAGCUGGGCGUGGCAGCUGAUCCGGUGUGCCCUGGGUUACCGGGUCUUAGCUCAGCUGAUGUCAGCAGCUUCGGCGAUUCCACGAAUAAGAUGGAUGGGGUGUCCCUGAAGAGGAGGCGGGUCUCCUUUGGUGGUCGCCUGAGACCUGAAUUAUUCGAUGAAAACUUACCUCCUAACACACCUCUCAAAAGAGGAGAGACACCAAAGCAAAGACGGUCUCUGGUCACCCACACGCCAACCGUCCUGAAGAAAAUCAUCAAGGAGCAGCCGCAGCCAUCAGGGAAAGAAGAUUCUUCAGAAGUCUGUCCGGAGGUGACGGCACAGAACGCGUUCACGGGACCCCCAGCUCCUAACGCUGCUACCGCUUCUCCAGAUGCACCCGACCGAUGCCGCAGGUUAUCCAAGGCGUCUUCCAUCUCCAGCGACAGCAAACCUCCACAUCAGACAGAUAUUCCCAAGAGAGGAGGGAGAAAAAGUGGCAACCUGCCCUCCAAGAGAGCUUCCCUGGAUCGAAGCCAGCAUGGCAUCUUACAGAUGAUUUAUUCCAGGAGAAGGAGUGGCGCUUCUGAGGCCAAUUUAGUUGUGGCAAAAUCGUGGGCAGACGUGGUAAAACUUGGUACCAAGCAGACCCAGACCAAAGCUGUUAAACGUGGCCCUCCAAGACCCCUGAGCAAAAGGCAAAGAAGAACCAAUACUCCGAAGAAGCCGACUGGCAUCGUUCACAAUCAAUUUAGCACAGGCCACGCAAACUCUCCCUGUACCAUAAUAAUAGGGAAAGCUCACAUCGAGAAAGUGAACGGGCCGGCUCGGCCCUACAGGAUGCUGAACAACUUCGUGGUCAACAAACCAAUGGACUUUAGUGAAGAUCUUUCAGGGCUGCCUGAGAUGUUCAAGACUCCAGUGAAAGAGAAACCACAAAGGGUGAGCCUGUGUCCCUCCACUGUUUCAAAGUCAGAGGAUUUGCUUGGAAAAGAGCUUCCAGUACCUCAUUCAGGAGAAAAACCUCUGCUGUGCGCUUCAGAAAAUUCUGGACAGAAUGUGUUCCCCGGGACUCAAGAUGCACCAAAAGAGCUGUCUGAUCAAAGUUCUGCAAGCCCUGCCUUAAGACUCCAGUGUAUUAAAAUAAAUGAAAGUAUUAUGAAAACUCCGAGGAACGUGUAUAAAACAACAGGUGCUGAGAUGAAAACUCCAGCGUUUGAGGCAACAACACCAAAGACAACAUCUAGUGCAAACAAGUUUAGAAGGUCCAUGGAGCUCAGAAGCUCACAGACACCAGGUGUAGAGUGUAAAAACGAAGGCACAAAACCUGACACUCUUGAGAAUGUCUUGGGAAGAUGUCUGAGGAAAACACCACAACCAGAGCAGAAGCUGGAGGGAGACGUGAAGGAAAGUGAAACAUGUACAAAAAACAUGGAAUCAAAAGAAAAUUCCAAAAAGUUGAUAGCUGUGAGGAGAUCAAGAAGAGCUUCAGAGCUUAAGUGUGAAUUAGCAGCAGACCUGACCGCCCUCGAGAGCUUGCAGGAGCCAGAGCCUGAGGAAGACCAGCUGGACAUCCCAAGUCUCCUACAGACCCCAGCUCAUGCCAAGGAAGCAGUGGAUGCAGAGAGCAAAGCCACAAAUAUGCGCUGUAAAUCUCCCAGAUCAGGAACAGUCGGCACGCCCACCAGGACAAGCACACAGCUCAAGACACCUUCCUGGAAAGUGGAUGUAGAAGAUGCCUCAGCCCUCGGGAAACUCACACAGACACCAGGGAAAACCAUGCCCAUGCACAGAGAACCAGGUGAUGAAAAAAGCAUCAAAUUGUUUAAGGAAACUCCAAAGCAGAAACUGGACCCUGCGGAAAAUGUAGCUGGAAGUAAGAGGCGGCCAAGGACACCCAAGGGAAAGGCUCCACCUCUGGAAGACCUGGCUGGCUUCAAAGAGCUCUUCCAAACCCCACAUCAUGCCAAGGAACGCAUGAUUGAUGACAAAACCCCCAAAAUGCUCUGCCAAUCUCCACAGCUAGAACCAGUCAACACACCAAAUAGAAAGGGACGUCUGAAGACACCUUCCCAGAAAGUGGAUGUGCAGGAAGAUGUCUCAGCUCUCAGGAAGCCUCAACAAACACCAGGGGGAACCACACACUCACAGAGAGAACCAGAGGGUGGUGACAGAGGCAUUGCAGCGUCUCAGGAAGCUCCAGGAGAGAAACUGGACCCUGCAGAAAAUGUAACUGGAAGCAAGAGGCGGCCAAGAACACCCAAGAAAAAGGCCCCACCCCUGGAAGACCGGGCUGGCUUCAAAGAGCUCUUCCAAACCCCAGAUCAUGCAAAGCAACCAAUGACUGAUGACAAACCUACCACAAUACCCUAUAAAUCUCCACCAGCAGAAGCAGUCAACAUGCCAACAAGUAGCAAGAGAUGGCUCAAGACACCUUCCCGGAAAGUGGAUGUGCAGGAAGAUGUCUUGGCUCUCAGGAAGCCCACCCAGUCACCAGGGGAGACCAGACACUCAGACAAAGAACCAGAGGAUGGUGACAGAGGCAUUGCAGUGUCUCAGGAAACUGCAGGAGAAAAGCUGGGCCCUGCAGAAAAUGUAACUGGAAGCAAGAGGCGGCCAAGAACACCCAAGGAAAAGGCCCCACCGCUGGAAGACCUGGUUGGCUUCAAAGAGCUCUUCCAAACACCAAAUCACACAGUGGAACCAAUGACUGCUGACAGAAUCUUCAAAAUGCUCUGCCAGUUUCCACAACUAGAACCAGUCAACACACCAAGUAGAAAGGGACGUCUCAAGACACCUUCCCAGAAAGUGGCUGUGCAGGAAGACCUCUCAGCUCUCAAGAAGCCCACACACUCACACAGAGAACCAGAGGGUGGUGACAGAGGCAUUGCAGUGUCUCAGGAAGCUCCAGGAGAGAAACUGGACCCUGCAGAAAAUGCAACUAGAAGCACGAGGUGGCCAAGAACACCCAGGAAAACGGCCCCACUGCUGGAAGACCUGGUUGGCUUCAAAGAGCUCUUCCAAACCCCAGAUCAUGCAGAGGAACAAAUGACUGAGGACAGAACCCCCAAAGUGCUCUGCCGAUCUCUGCCACCAGAACCAGUUGUUACAUCAACCAGCAUGACCACAUGUCUCAAGACACCUUCCCAGAAAGUGGCUGUGCAGGAAGACCUCUCGGCUCUCAGGAAGCCCACACACUCACACAGAGAACCAGAGGGUGGUGACAGAGGCAUUGCGGUGUCUCAGGGAACUCCAGAAGAAAAGCUGGACCCUGCAGAAAAUGUAACUGGAAGCAAGAGGCGGCCAAGGAUACCCAAGGAAAAAGCCCCACCGCUGGAAGACCUGGUUGGCUUCAAAGAGCUCUUCCAAACCCCAGAUCAUGCAGAGGAACAAAUGACUAAUGAGAAAACCACCACAAUACCCUAUAAAUCUCCAGCAGUAGAACCAGUCACCAGGCGAACAGGUAGAAAGAGACGGCUCAGGUCACUGCCAGGGAAAGUGGAUGUAGAAGAGCCCUCGGCACUCAGGAAGCCCACACAGACACCAGGGGGAGCCAGGCGCUCAGACAGAGAACCAGCGGAUGGUGAUAAAAGCAUCCAAUUAUCUAAGGAAACUCCAAAGCAGAAACUGGACUCAGCAGAAAAUGUAAAUGGAAGCAAGAGGCUGCCAAGAACACCCAAGGAAAAGGUCCAAUCUCUAGAAGACCUGGCAGGUUUCAAAGAGCUCUUCCAAACCCCAGAUCAUGCCAAGGAACCAAGGGCUGUUGUCAGAACUCCCAAAAUUCUCUGCAUGUCCUCCCAACCACAGCUAAUUGUCACACCAACCAACAUGAAGAGAUGGCUCAAGACACCUCUGGGGAAAGCAGAUACAGAGAAAGAGUUCUCAGCAUGCAGAAUGACACAGUCACCAGGGGAAACUAGACACUCAGAGGGAGAACCAGUAGAUGAUGAUAAAAGCAUCAUAUUGUUUCAGGACACUCCAAAUCAGAAACUGGGCUCAUCAGAAAAUGUAAAUGGAAGUAAGAGGUGGCCAAGAACACCCAAGGAAAAGGCCCCACUGCUGGAAGACCUGGCUGGCUUCAAAGAGCUCUUCCAAACCCCAGAUUGUGCCAAGGAACCAACGACUGAUGACAAACCCACCAACAUACCUUGUCAAUCUCCACAACCAGAACCAGUGAACACACCAAGUAGAAAGGGGCGUCUCAAGACACCUUCCCAGAAAGUGGAUGUGCAGGAAGAUGUCUCGGCUCUCAGGAAGCCUCAACAAACACCAGGGGAAACCACACACUCACAGAGAGAACCAGAGGGUGGUGACAGAGGCAUUGCAGUGUCUCAGGAAACUCCAGGAGAGAAACUGGACCCUGCAGAAAAUGUAACUGAAAGCAAGAGGUGGCUAAGGACACCCAAGAAAAAGGCCCCACCCCUGGAAGACCUGGCUGGCUUCAAAGAGCUCUUCCAAACCCCACAUCAAGCCAAGGAACCAAUGACUGAGGACAGAACCCCCAAAAUGCUCUGCCGAUCUCCACCACCAGAACCAGUUGUUACAUCAACCAGCAUGACCAGACAUCUCAAGACACCUUCCCAGAAAGUGGCUGUGCAGGAAGACGUCUCAGCUCUCAAGAAGCCCACACAAACACCAGGAGAAGCCACACACUCACACAGAGAACCAGAGGGUGGUGACAGAGGCAUUGCAGUGUCUCAGGAAGCUCCAGAAGAAAAGCUGGACCCUGCAGAAAAUGUAACUGGAAGCAGGAGGUGGCUAAAGACACCCAAGGAAAAGGCCCCACCCCUGGAAGACCUGGUUGGCUUCAAAGAGCUCUUCCAAACCCCAGAUCAUGCAAAGGAACCAAUGACUGAUGAGAAAACCACCACAAUACCCUAUAAAUCUCCAGCAGUAGAACCAGUCACCAGGCGAACAGGUAGAAAGAGACGGCUCAAGUCACCGCCAGGGAAAGUGGAUGUAGAAGAGCCCUCAGCGCUCAGGAAGCCCACACAGACACCAGGGGAAACCAUGCACACACACAGAAAACCUGUAGGUGAUGAAAAUGACAUCAAAGUGUUUAAGGAGACUUUAAGGCAGAAACUGGUCUCAGCAGAAAAUGUAAUUGGCGUCAAGAGUUGGCUAAGAAAAUUUAAGGAAAAGGCUCAACCCCUAGAAGACUUGUGCAGUUUCAAGGAGCUCUUCCAAAAGCCAGAUCAGGCCAAGGAACCAAUGAGUGAUGUUAAAAUCGCUCCAGUGUCCUGCCAAUCUCCACCAGCCGAACCAGUCCCCAGGCGAACAGGUAGAAAGAGACGGCUCAGGUCACCGCCAGGGAAAGUGGAUGUAGAAGAGCCCUCAGCGCCCAGGAAGCCCACACAGACACCAGGGGAUAUGCAGAGAGAGCCUGUAUGUGAUGAAAAAGACAGCAAAGCGUUUAAGGAAAAUUCAAGGCAGAAACUGGUCUUGGCAGAAAAUGUAAUUGGCGUCAAGAGUCGGCUAAGAACAUUGAAGGAAAAGGCUCAACCUAUGGAAGACUCAGGCAGUUUCAACGAGCUCUUCCAAAAGCCAAGUCAGGCCAAGGAACCAGUGAGUGAUGUUAAUAUAGCUCCAGUGACCGGCCAAUCUCCACCAGCUGGACCAGUCACCAGGCCAGCAAGUAGAAAGAGGCGACUCAAGUCACUGCCAGAGAAAGUGGAUGUAGAAGAGCCCUCAGCACCCAGGAAGCCCACACAGACACCAGGGGAUAUGCAGAGAGAGCCUGUAUGUGAUGAAAAAGACAGCAAAGUGAUGAAGGAAACUUCAAGGCAGAAACUCAACCCUGCAGAAAAUGUAAUGGGCAUCAGGAGUCGGCUAAGAACAUUUAAGGAAAAGACCCAACCCGUGGAAGACUCGUGCAGUUUCAAAGAGCUCUUCCAAAAGCCAGAUCAGGCCAAAGAACCGGUGAGUGAUGUUAAAAUCACUGCAGUGCCCUGCCAGUCUCCACCAGCCGCACGAGUCACCAGGCCAGCAAGUAGAAAGAGGCAGCUCAAGUCACCACCGGGAAAAGUGGACCUAGAAGAGCUCUCAGUACUCAGAGAACCCAUCCAAACAGCAGGGGAAACCACGCACAGAGAACCAGUAGGUGAUGAGAACAGUAUCAAAGUGUUUAAGGAAACUUCAAGGCAGACCCUGGACUCAGCAGAAAAUAUAAUUUGUGUCAAGAGUCGGCUAAGAACAUUUAAGGAAAAGGCCCAACCCCUGGAAGAUCCGGCCAGUUUCAAAGAGCUCUUCCAAAAGCCAGAUCAGGCCAAGGAACUGGGAAACGAUGCUUCUGGAGGUAAGAGAGUCCCAAAGCAAGCAGCAGACAGAAGAAGACCUGUAGAAAUAUCCCGAAGAGUCCUCAGGGCCCCUAAAGUAAGGUUCACGGGAGACCUUGUGGGCAGCAGAGACCCUGUAAAAUCACCAGGUGAAAGCUGCAUCUCCCCGUCCCCCAAGAGGAAACUGGGAGAAGAUGCAAGGGUUGUGGGCAGGAAGAGGCUAUGCCCCACGAUGGCUGCACAGGACCCUGAGGAAGAGAAGCCCCUCCAGAAUAAGCAGAGGACAGCCCCCAGGGAGAGACGGGAGCCCCCCAAACCCUUGGGAGUGAAGAAGAGAAGUUUGAGGAUUUUGGCACAAAGGACUAAACCUGUGGGAAACCUGCCCAACAAUGACGUGAAAACUAAAGCUACGGAUCCACAAGGAGAAGACACGCACGCUCCAAAUAAGGGAAUGUCCCUGCGUACCAGGCGCCCCACUAAAACCAGUAUAGACGAGCAAAGACCUGGGGUGCUUAUAUCAGCAGGAAAGAGGAAAAUAAAGAGAAGUGAAAAGAAGUCCAUGAAGACCUCCCAGGAGAUGAAGCUACAAAGCCCGGAAGAUGGAGCCGAGAAUCCUACCUCUGGGGGCAAAGUUCAAGAGAGAAGGAGGCACUUGAGGUCUGGGAAACAGAAUUGGAAGCCUUUGCCUGAUGCAACAGAGGAGACAGCAAGGCAGGAAAGGGUGGAAAUCCCCGUGAAGAAGCAGGAAGAGAAAGAAGCAACGGAAUCUUCAGACUUCAAGGGUUUGAGAUCCAGAAAGAUUACUCUCCGCCCUCGAGGAAACCCUUCGGAGAGUGAAUCCGAGCAGAGAGUAACCCGGGGUGCCAGGAGAUGUGCCAACAGCCUUCAAAAGGAAAAUGACAAUGUGGGUGUCAAGAAAAUAAGAACCAGAAGUCAUCGAGACAGUGAAGAUAAAUAGCCAAGAAGUUUAAAAGGGAAAAACAUGUAAUGAAUUUAGUUUAGCGAUAAGUUGUAGUACAAUAUUUACCGUAAAUUUUAAAGUGAAUUCUGUAAAUAAUGCUGUCUGGAGGGGAGGGCAGGUUUAAGGGAAGAAAGCUUGGAAUUUUCUGACUCUGAAUAGUUUGUUCAAAACCCCCAUAUGGAGGUUAUGAAG
This is a messenger RNA of Eubalaena glacialis (North Atlantic right whale), 8889 nucleotides long. It is a transcript of the gene MKI67, whose product is annotated as marker of proliferation Ki-67. The transcript has 14 exons. Lineage: Eukaryota; Metazoa; Chordata; Mammalia; Artiodactyla; Balaenidae. Gene Ontology annotation, biological process: regulation of chromosome segregation; regulation of mitotic nuclear division. The record is from RefSeq and is a predicted model, not a curated record. Gene Ontology annotation, cellular component: chromosome; nucleus. The coding region runs from base 94 to 8694 and encodes 2866 amino acids. Gene Ontology annotation, molecular function: protein binding.